UCGGUGCAGCAGGGAGUGAGUCCAGUCCAGUGGUUCAGUGUCUGACAGACAUGGAGCGUCUCUGUUAGCCGCGGUGUGUCCGUCUGCGUUGGACCGGUUCAGGGCUUCAGUUCGUCUCUAACGUCGCAACAGCUCAACAACAAUCCUAUAACAUGAUGCGUUUCAUGCUGCUGUUCAGCCGUCAGGGGAAGCUGCGGCUGCAGAAGUGGUACACAGCUACAGCCGAGCGCGACAAGAAGAAGAUGGUGAGGGAGCUGAUGCAGAUCGUGCUCGCCCGCAAACCAAAGAUGUGCAGCUUCCUCGAAUGGAGGGACCUGAAGAUUGUCUAUAAAAGGUAUGCCAGCCUGUAUUUCUGCUGUGCGAUAGAGGAGCAGGACAACGAGCUCAUCACUCUGGAGGUGAUCCACCGCUUCGUGGAGCUGCUGGAUAAAUACUUUGGCAGCGUGUGUGAGCUGGACAUCAUCUUUAACUUUGAGAAGGCGUACUUCAUUCUGGAUGAGUUCCUGAUGGGAGGAGAGAUCCAGGACACGUCUAAGAAGAGUGUCCUCAAAGCCAUCGAACAGGCUGACCUUCUGCAGGAGGAGGACGAGUCCCCCAGGAGUGUGCUGGAGGAGAUGGGCUUGGCAUAGUACACGUCAGUGCUGAGAGAGACUGUAGAUACUGAGGUGGAGGGCUGGAUGAGAGGGGACGGGACAGAAUCUGGAUCUGAACAGUCUGGGACUGAGGACGUGUGGGGACUGAUCUACAGGGUUUACCUGGGAGGAGACUCGGUCAGGAUCCUUU
Molecule: messenger RNA, 783 nt
Organism: Seriola dumerili (greater amberjack)
Lineage: Eukaryota; Metazoa; Chordata; Actinopteri; Carangiformes; Carangidae
Gene: ap1s1
Product: adaptor related protein complex 1 sigma 1 subunit
Exons: 5
Coding region: 153-629 (158 amino acids)
Biological process (GO): vesicle-mediated transport; intracellular protein transport
Cellular component (GO): AP-1 adaptor complex; membrane coat; intracellular membrane-bounded organelle
Molecular function (GO): clathrin-cargo adaptor activity
Source: RefSeq, a predicted model, not a curated record